Molecule: messenger RNA, 1686 nt
Organism: Chaetomium fimeti
Lineage: Eukaryota; Fungi; Ascomycota; Sordariomycetes; Sordariales; Chaetomiaceae
Exons: 3
Coding region: 1-1686 (561 amino acids)
Source: RefSeq, a predicted model, not a curated record
AUGCCUCUAGCUCUAGCAGUCUUACGGGUAGUCUUGGCCGUAUAUUCCUCUUACACUGUUGGCGGAAGCCUCUACCAGUCUCACAAGGCCCUGGGACCGGCCCAAGACACGCGGAACCGUAAGGCAGAGCGCAUCAAGCUCACCGCCGCCUUUGGAAGCCUGGCAGCUCUCGGUUUGGUAUUUGCCGUAACUUCUGGUCUGGAAUACUUGACCUUGUCCUACAAGGUGUGGGCAUCUGAGAGAGGAGUUGCAGUUCCAGAUUCCCUAUUCGGGAACCACACUCUGACCACGGACGGGGCAAAUGGACCCGGUUUAUACCUUAAAUACUGGCUCAGUGACACCCCCGUCUUCCUUGAUGCCUUGGAAAUCAUCACCGAAAAGGCACGGCGGCUGUGGUGGGGGCAGCAGCUCGACCUCGCAACCAUAUCGUGGACUGCGCUCUUAGCCGUUGAGGGGCGUCGCCGGAGGAUUCCGCACCUAUGGGCAUAUUCUCUGUUGCCUCAUCUUGUCAGCCUCUCAUUUGCCCAAAACUUAUUCUAUGUGGCUUUACUCCAAACCCCAUCACCAAUCGCGCCACGUGAAACGAGGAUCGCCCAAUUCCUGCAUGGAAUGCUCCCAAAGAAGCCACACAACUGGUUCCCCAAGCUUUCUCUUCUUCUUGUGCCCUUGGUGGCCAACUACCUGGUGAUACUCCGGCUCCCGAACACCGUCUGGACGCCGUCAUUCCCAACUGCCGUCGGCCUCUCCAAGGUCCUAACUCUCGCACCCCUGAUCCUGCCUGCCAUCGCCCCGGCGUCCUGGGGAACCGUCCACUCCGACCCACGCGACGCCUACCCCGACAUAACCAAGCUCUUCAACAUCAUCUCCGCAUCGAGCGCCCUCCUUCACGCCAGGACAACACUCUCCGCUCUCCGCUACAACCUCCCAGACUCCUCCAAGCACCGGCACAGCCUCUUCACAAUCCCCCUCGACACUGAAGAGCGCUCAAAAUGGGAGCGCACCGCAACAGCCGUCGAGAAAGUCCUCAGCUCCAUGACCGACCACCCAGCCGUCGCCGCCGCAGGCAAGGACGUCCUCCUCAGCACCCUCGGCCUGGGACUAUGGGCAGCCGUGCGCUCAACCGACGUAGCCAGCAUGCUCCGCUCUAUGUAUUCCACCCCCGAGCCCCGCCGACUCACCCAACCCAGCAAGCCAGAAAGCAAACCCACCAAACCCGAACCCUCCCCCAGUCCCGAAGAAGACGCCCACCCGACAACCCCAACCCCGGCCCUCGGCAUGACCCUCCGCCGCCGCGGCCGCGCAGCAAAGGGCAGCAGCAUCUCCAGCACCGGCAGCUCGAACGCCCCCGGCGACGAUACCACCACGACAACCACCGCCCAUCAGCCACCGAAACGGCGCGGCCGGCCACGCAAGGUCAAGCCCGAGCCAGGGCCCGAGCCAGAACCAGAGCCGGAGCUAAAACUGGAACCGGAACACCACGAGCCUGAACGAGAGGAAGGGGUGCCAGACGAAGACAAGACGUAUCAGCCCACCCCUGCCGUGCGGGCCGAGGUAGGGCUGGGUGAUGUCGUGCCGGAGGGCGACUUUGACUGGGAGUCGGCUGCGCUCGCGUGGGGCGUGACGGUGCUGGGUGGGUUGGGGCUAGGGAGCGCGACUGUUUUUGGGGGGGAGUGUCUCGCGAGGUGA